Cadophora gregata is the source of this 1467-nucleotide messenger RNA. RefSeq lists its product as uncharacterized. NCBI's taxonomy places the organism in Eukaryota, Fungi, Ascomycota, Leotiomycetes, Helotiales, Ploettnerulaceae. Gene Ontology annotation, molecular function: sphingolipid delta-4 desaturase activity. Gene Ontology annotation, cellular component: membrane. The record is from RefSeq and is a predicted model, not a curated record. Gene Ontology annotation, biological process: ceramide biosynthetic process. The transcript is spliced from 3 exons. Bases 1 to 1155 code for a protein of 384 amino acids.
AUGAUGCCUGCUUCUACCUCAACGAUUACGACCUCCCGGCCUUCGAAAGAGCCACAAACCGCUCGCCUCCGCGCCGAGAAGCAUACUGAACAACCCCCCCUCCCUCCAUUGGAAGUCAAGGAACAUGAUUUCUUCUGGACUUAUACCGAGGAGCCGCAUCGGACGAGGAGAAUGGCUAUUAUUAAGGCGCAUCCAGAGGUAACCAAACUCUGCGGACCCGAGCCCCUCACCAAAUACCUCGUCUUGUUCGUCAUCUCCAUCCAGAUCCUCUGCGCCUACCUCCUUCGCGACACCCCCUUCCUCAGCUGGAAGUUCUGGGCGACGGCAUACGUGGUGGGCGCUACUGCGAACCAGAACCUGUUUCUGGCUAUUCAUGAGAUAUCGCAUAAUUUGGCGUUUAGGACGCCGUGGUUGAAUAGGGCGUUGGCGAUUGUGGCGAAUUUGCCAAUUGCAGUGCCGUAUAGUGCGAGUUUUAGACCAUACCACCUUACACAUCACAAAUCCCUCGGCGUCGACGGCCUCGAUACUGAUCUCCCCACUGCUUUCGAAGCAGUCUUCCUCGAUUCCCUGCUAGGCAAAGCCUUCUUCUGCACCUUCCAGAUUCUCUUCUACGCCAUCCGUCCUAUUUUUAUAUACGCCGUUCCCUUUACCCCCGUCCAUUUCAUCAAUAUCUUUAUCCAAGUCCUUUUCGACACUAUCCUCGUCAAACUCGGCUCCACCAACUCCCUCUAUUACCUCAUCCUCUCCUCCUUCCUUGCCGGUUCCCUACACCCCUGCGCAGGUCACUUCAUCGCCGAACACUACGUCUUCGAGCGCCAACCUACCGCUGCUAAAGAUCCUCUCACCAACACACCUCUUCCAGAAACAUUCUCGUACUACGGUGCGCUGAACAUCCUGACGUAUAAUGUUGGGCUGCAUAACGAGCAUCACGAUUUCCCUGCUGUGCCGUGGAGUAGACUUCCCUUGCUACACGAGCUUGCGAAGGAGUUCUAUGCGGAUCUGCCGAAACAUGAGAGCUGGGUGGGGGUGAUCUGGCAGUUUAUUUGGGAUAAGGAGGUGGGUAUGACGUGUAGGGUUAAGAGGAAGGAGGGUGGACGGAAGGUCGGUGCGAGUGGGAAGGGGGGUGGGUGGACGCAGGAGGAGAUUCAGGCUUAGGCUUAGGAAUGGUUGGGGAGAGAUGCUCUGAGAAUUGGGAAUGAAGGGAAGAGGUGGAGUGUAUAUAUGAAUGAGACCAGAUGAGACGAAAAGCCGAAGAGGUAUAUAUGUUUCGUGGCGCGGCAUGGCAUGAUGGAUCGGUGUUCUUUUUGGGUUUGGUUUAAAAGAUUGAAAGAUUGGAUUACUUUCUUGGGACAGCCAGAAAGGCGAGGUAUAGAGAUAGAUACAGAGGGACAGACUCUGCUAGACUCAAUGCUUACUCUUAUUAUUAUCAUUAUUGAAAGGAAUACAGUGUUCUCAUCGCCAAUCUAA